CCCAUCUCCACCUCCAUGCUUUACGCCGGAGACCAAUAAUGAGGCCAAACAGUCAAGCACUCAGAUCCUCACAUGACACGGAGAGGGAAUUCGGAGGAGCACUGGGUGCUUUAUGCAUACCCAUCUCUCUCCCGCUGACGGUGCUGUUCCUGAUCGGUGUGAGUCGGACCCCUGAGGCCAGUGUGUUCCAGUGGCCACCCCCCCUUCCCUCCACUGACCAGCUAUGGGACCCUCUGGCCCCUGUGCUUCUGCUGGGCUGGAUCGCGCUGCACGCCCUCCUCUAUGUGAUGCCAUUAGGAAAGGUGUCUGAAGGAUUAGUGCUGAGGGAUGGAACGCGCCUCAAGUAUCCUAUCAAUGGUUUCUUUGGCCUGUGCGUCAGCUGUGUGCUGCUGCUGUUGCUGCUGGUGCUCGGGGCCCCUCUGGGGUCUCUGUUUGAGCUGCUGUUGCCUCUGGCAGCGUGCGCAAUGGCAGCGUCGUUCCUGCUCUCCGUCUACCUCUACGCCCGCUCCUUUUGUGUGCCGGCUCAUGCUCUCGCCUUGGGGGGCAACACAGGAAAUCACCUUUAUGACUUCUUCAUCGGACGGGAGCUAAACCCUCGGAUUGGAUACUUUGACCUUAAAUAUUUCUGUGAGCUCAGACCGGGUCUGAUUGGCUGGGUGGUCAUAAACCUCGGCAUGUUGAUGAAGGAGGUGGAGCUCCGCGGUUCCCCGUCACUCGCCAUGAUACUGGUCAACAGUUUCCAGCUGCUGUACGUGGCGGACGCUCUGUGGAAUGAGGAGGCCGUUCUAACAACCAUGGACAUUGUGCAUGAUGGCUUUGGCUUCAUGUUGGUCUUCGGGGACCUGGCUUGGGUUCCCUUCACGUACGGCCUGCAGGCCUCCUUCCUGGUCGUGCACCCACAGGCCCUCAGUUCACUCGGAGCAGCGACUAUAAUAGCGCUGAACGGUAUUGGAUAUUAUAUUUUCAGGAAGUCCAACUCGCAGAAGAACCAGUUCAGACGAGACCCGACACAUCCAAGUGUUGCAAGGCUGGAGACCAUCGCCACAGCAACGGGGAAACGUCUGCUGGUGUCUGGCUGGUGGGGGCUCGUCCGGCAUCCCAAUUACCUCGGUGACCUCCUCAUGGCCCUGGCGUGGUCCCUGCCAUGCGGCUUCUCACACCUCCUGCCGUACUUCUAUGUCGUAUACUUCACUGUGCUGCUGAUUCACCGAGAGGCCCGCGAUGAGAGACAGUGUCGGGCCAAAUACGGACUGGCUUGGGACUCCUACUGUCGACGUGUGCCCUACAGGAUCUUCCCUUACGUCUACUGAACAGCAACGCAGACCAAAUGCCGUCCAACACAAACUUACAUUGUGUUUGCUAAUCGCCUUAGAAGACUAAUAUCUGAUUAGAAAACCCUUGUGCAAUUAUGUUAGCACAGCUGAAAACAGUUAUGCUGGUGAUAUAAGCUAUACAACUGGCCUUCCUUUGAGCUUGAAGUUUGAAGAACAAAAUUAAUACUUCAAAUAUUAAUCAUUAUUUCUAACCUUGUCAAUGUCUUGACUAUAUUUUCUAUUCAAUUUUCAAUUCAUUUGAAAAAUAAAAGUGAGUUUUCAUGGAAGACACAAAAUUGUCUGGAUGACCCCAAACUUUUGAACGGUAGUGUACAUAUGUAUAUGUGUAUAUGUAUGUAUGUGUAUGUUUGUAUGUAUAUAUAUGUGUGUAUUCUUGUUUUCCCCCAUUUCUGUUUUGGGUGUUUUGUUACUCUUGUAACACCAGCAUUACCAAAUGGGAUUUGUUUUGUUUAUAAAUAACAGCACUAAUUUGGCCUUGAUUUUUUGCAAAAGCACAUUUUGAAGGGCAUAAUUUCUAAAAAUAUUUUGCACAUAAUUGACAAAUUACAUGUCAUGCUUUUUCUAAAUAAGGCCAGUAAUUGAAAAUGAUCUUAGUAUUUAGUUACAAAUGCAAGUGAUGGGUAUUUUUGUAAACGAGACAGCAGCUGACAGUCGGAGUGGUCACGCUCAAGUCUCGGUCUGGACCGACAAUCCACCGUCCAAAUAAAAGCACAAGUGCGAACAGGUUUGACACAUUCUUGGACUCAAUCAGCAACUGUUAAGAAAGCACACCUGCUCCUUUUUGUUAUUCUCUGGAUGAAAACAUGUAUUUUGUUGUAACUAACAGUAUGUAGAUGUGUUGCCCAGAGUGUAUUUGUGAUGAAGGUAGAGAUUACCACCACAGGACAUUUUGUGUACGAAGACAAUUAAACAAAAUUCAUUCUGUGUCCGGCAGGAAUUUGAGUGUGCCGACCACACACUCCACUCAACUGUUUAAUUUCCUCAUUUUUAAUUAAAAAUAUCUUCUUUUAAUCAAAUAAUUCACCUUUGGAGUUGAUGUGUGUGGCAGCGGGGUGUGUUUAAGCUCGGCUGCAGAGUGGGUGGAGCGGGGGUGUGGUUCAGGGAACGGUGUCUGAUUGUCAUCAGCUGGUCGGAUGACAAUCGGACCAGCUGAUGACAAUCUAGGUUUGUGUAUCUGCGAGGCUCUGUCCCCAUAAAGGAGCUGGACAGGAGGAAGAGGGGAGCGAUGAGCAGAGACACAGUCGGCGGUCAGAGCGCUCAAAUAAAGCACGUUACCAACGUU
Pseudoliparis swirei is the source of this 2616-nucleotide messenger RNA. RefSeq names its product transmembrane 7 superfamily member 2 (gene tm7sf2). Gene Ontology annotation, biological process: sterol biosynthetic process. The coding region runs from base 39 to 1310 and encodes 423 amino acids. Gene Ontology annotation, molecular function: oxidoreductase activity, acting on the CH-CH group of donors, NAD or NADP as acceptor. Lineage: Eukaryota; Metazoa; Chordata; Actinopteri; Perciformes; Liparidae. The record is from RefSeq and is a predicted model, not a curated record. Gene Ontology annotation, cellular component: endoplasmic reticulum membrane; nuclear inner membrane. The transcript is spliced from 12 exons.